This is a messenger RNA of Xyrauchen texanus (razorback sucker), 4007 nucleotides long. Its product is annotated as ankyrin repeat and protein kinase domain-containing protein 1-like. The transcript has 8 exons. NCBI's taxonomy places the organism in Eukaryota, Metazoa, Chordata, Actinopteri, Cypriniformes, Catostomidae. Gene Ontology annotation, cellular component: cytoplasm. The record is from RefSeq and is a predicted model, not a curated record. Gene Ontology annotation, biological process: regulation of cell cycle process; protein phosphorylation. Bases 88 to 2304 code for a protein of 738 amino acids. Gene Ontology annotation, molecular function: protein binding; protein kinase activity; ATP binding.
CCUUGACCUGGUUUCUAUGUGCCAAAGAGAAAUGUAGAAGUACGUCUCUUCAUUUCCUGAGACUAAAGGUAUAUUUGCUGCUGGAAAAUGACAGCAACACAUUCCAGUGAAAAGGAUCCUUCCAGAGAUGGCAGCCUGGAGAGAUUUAAUUAUUUUACAAAAGAUGACUUUGAAAAUGACUGGGACAAAGUGGCUGAGCACAAGUUUUGUCGAGUCUAUAAGGUGAAACUUAAACUCUGGCGGGAAACAUGUGCCCUAAAGACGACAACCAGUGACUACAGGAACAUGAUAAAUAUGUCCAAAAUUGGCAAAGUGAAAUUCAAUUAUUUAAUCUCCAUUUACGGAAUAAGCAAAGAUCCACCUGCUUUAGUGAUGGAAUAUAUGAGCAAAGGAUCCCUGGACAACAUCCUGAACAGUCAUGUCUUAAUGUGGCCCAAGAAGUUUCAAAUGAUCCAUGAAGUGACCAUGGGCAUGAAUUUUCUUCACAGUCUGAAACCUCCCAUCCUUCAUUUGAAUUUGAAACCAGCCAACAUCCUUCUUGAUGAUCAUCUGCAUGUGAAGAUUUCAGAUUUUGGCCUCAUUAAAUGGGAGGAGUUCUCUAGUAAGACGGAAUUCGUAGAACACCUGACUGCACGAGGGAACAUACACUAUGUACCUCCAGAGACCUUAACCCAGAAUACUGAACCCCCUGGAACCAAGUAUGAUGUAUACAGCUUUUCUAUUGUUAUGUGGGAAAUUCUCUCUCAACAACACUCAUAUCAAGGGCUGAGUAUGAUAGAAAUAUUAAUCAGAGUGUCAUCUGGCAAAAGGCCUAGUGUUGAGAAGAUCCCUGAAGACAAGCCCCCAGAGAGCCACGAGAUGAUUGGUGUCAUGAAGCAAUCCUGGCACCAAGACUGCAACCAGCGACCUGCUUUCUCUGAGACCAUUUUGUUGACUGAAGUCCUUAGUAAAGUCCUGAAAAUCCCAGACACGAUGUUGCGGGGCGAGAUAAGGAGUCUGAAUAAACAGGAAAGAACAUCAAAUAAAACUGCUGACACUUCAGAUGAUUCUAGCACAAGUAUUUUCUCUCUCCUCAAAAAGAAGGACUUUGAGACCUUUAAGAAAACUCUAAAGAAAGAGCAUGUGUCGAUGCUCUUCAAAGAUAACAACUCUCUUCUUCACCAUGCUGUGGCAAGUGGUGACAAAGAAAGUGUGCAUAUGGUCCUGGAUCUUGGAGCAUUGGUGAACUGCCAGAGUGUAAAAGGCUACACCCCACUUAUCAUUGCAGUCCUGAAUAGGUAUUAUGAGAUCUGCACUCUUCUGACAGAUUGUGGGGCUGAUGUCAACCUCAGCGAUGGUGACCAAUGGACUGCUCUGCAUUUUGCCACCCAGGCUGGUGAUGACAGAUCCACUCGUCUUUUGUUAGACAAUAAGGCGAGAGCUGAUGCCAAAGAGAAGGAUGGAUGGACACCUUUGCACUUAGCUGCACAGAACGGCCACGAGAACAUCGUGAGGAUCUUGCUCCCACGUCUGGAUUGUGUGGAUGAGCCAGAGUGCCAAUCUGGGCGUACGGCACUUCACGUGGCUAGCGUUUAUGGCCAUCUAAAUAUCGUCAAGCUCUUGCUCAAACAAGGAGCUGAUGUAAAUAAAACAGAUAACCUUCAGUCUACUUCUCUACAUCUGGCAGCUGAUGAGGGGCACUUCAGAGUGGUCCGUAUGCUGGUGAAUAGCAAUGCUGAUGUGAAAAAAGUUAAUGAAAGAUGCUACAGUGCCCUUCACUUUGCUGCUAUUAAAGGAUGCACAGGCAUCUGCAGAAUCUUGUUGAGUAAAGGGGUGGACCCUGACAGCAAAACCAAUCAGAACUGGACGGCCAUGCACCUAGCAUCCCUAAAGGGCCAUCCUGAGAUUAUUCAUGUGUUGGAGGAGCACCGAGGCUCAGUCAACAUCCAAGGGAAGGAUGGUUGGACACCUCUGCACCUGGCCUGCCAUCAUGGACAGGAAGAAGUGGUUUCAGUCCUACUAGCAGCAGGUGCUGACCCUAACCUGGCUGAGGAUAAUGGCUGGACACCCCUUCACUUGGCCUGUAACAGUAGCUACUUCCCUAGUGUCUUACAGCUGAUUUCCCAUAAAGCCAAUGUAAACGCCUUGAACAACAACCAGUCAACACCAUUACAUUUAGCCGUCCAGCACAGCAACAUCCCCAUUAUCAAAGCUCUACUAAUGAAUAAUGCACAGCAAGGUAUACUGGACUCUAAAGGAUGUACUGCCUUAACCUUGGCUCAACGAUGCAACAACACAGAAGCUGUGCAGUUACUGGACAGCUAGUAAACAGGUUGAGACACAAAGAGCGAGCCAUGUUCAGUGACAGACAGCGCCACCAUUAAAGGGAUUGGAGUACAAAUUGUUGUACUAACUAUUGAUUUCCUCCCUCUGCAAAGCCUGAUCUUGAUUUAGAUUCCAACAAUUUAACUCAUUUGUAUGAGUUUAGUAAACAGCUCAAGUGUGUUCUCAGAAUAUUAGUAUUAGGAAUAAAUCAAAACUAUUGCAUUUUAUACUAAUAGUAUAUAUAUUUGGAAUAUAAAAAUGCAUUUACCACAAAGUAUGGAAUGUUGAUACCUAAUUAUGUAAUUUAUUUUGAUGUAUUGCCUUUACAAUUGCCCUGUCAUGUACACUCCUGUCUGUGUACAAUAAUAAUGCAAUGGUGAAUAAAAUCACAACCAUUCGUGGCAUUCAAAUAGCAUGUUGCUUUCACAGACAAAAGCAAAAAAACUUGUUCGACAACAUGCUUCUCGCUUCCUAACAGGCAUCCGCUCGUGACUGACAGUUUUUCUUAAAUCCAAAGUAAAUGAACCAUAAUGUAAAACAUUUAAAACAGCUUGGUGGAAUCUCUCAAUGCCAUUAUACACUACCCUACACAUGUAAAACGCAAUAACUACACCAGCACUGAGACUGAGAAAAAUAGCUUAAAAUGUAUUGGUUUUGUGGAUUUUGUACUUACAGUUGAGCUAAAUCCCUCUGUCACAGUCCAGAUCAUAGUCUAAUCUUAAAAUGGACAAGAAUACAAAGAUAUAGUGUCUCAGAAAAUGUAUUUAUUAUAUUUUUUCAACACGCUAUGGCAAAAAUAAAAUAUUUUCAUAUUUUCUUCAAAAGAUAGGUUUUACUUUUAUUUUGAAAGCUCAUGAAAUCAAUCAAAAAUAUUGAAAGAUAGCAACAUUUGCCUCGAUGUCAGCUUCCUUUUCAAAAAUGCUGCCAUGGUACUUUUAGAGAUAGAUUGUGAGUUAAUGCCAGAUUUAUUAAACAAAGUCACAUCGCCUCAGUAUUUGCAAGAACCACCUUUUCAAUCAUUUUCUAAAAAAUCUGGCACACUCACCACAGCCUUUCAAAUGUUUUUGUCCCCAAGAUACAAAAGCCUUUUUAGAGCUAAGAAACCUGUUUUCGGUCAUAUCUAAAUUUAGGCAAAAUCUGUAAUUACUGUUUUGCCUUUGCAUGGAAGUACAGUCCUAAAUAUUUUUUCAGUGUUGCUAUACUGGCAAAGCAUAUUUAACUGAAUGUGAUAUAAACUAAUAAUGACUGAAAUACAGACAUUUUGUAUCUGAUUUUAAUUGGAGUACAUUAUACAUGUCUGAAUGCAUGAAUAUGGUCCAAAAGCUUUAAUUAUUAUUUUCAUUCACUUCAUUGCAAUAAUUUAACAUAUAAUCUUGCUUUUUAUAUAAGAGAACCAGUAAUGCGUAUUCUGAGCUGUUAAAACAAACAUCAGAGUAUCAGAAUUGCACUUUUUUAACAAGGUUCCUCCUUGCUUUUUUCCUCGAGUAUGUUAAUAAAACAUCAAUUCCUUGUGAUGGAAUUUGAACACAUGCACCCAAUUAUCACACUGCAGUUUGAUCUGCAGCCUCUCCACUGUAAUAUACAUAACACUUUCAAUACCUCAUUAAAGUCUGAAAAAUAACAAUUGCUUUCACAAACAUAUCUACAGCUUGUCUUCUCAUUUGAUGUAACCUUCAAUGAUAUGCUGUUAUUUAAUAUUAAAC